AUGAUGCAUCUUUCGUCUGCCAUUGCAGUCUUGAUGAUCGUAAUUGCAGCAGCGUCUGCCGGCCUUUAUCCGGCGACGAUGGGCAAUAAAGGCGCCGCCGUGGGGCGCACGAAAUCUGGCACCAAUUGUGACACUUCAGGCGAUAGUUAUCACAUGCAGUCGUCCGAUGGACAGUAUGUAUUCGGACACACCAAUGGCGAACAGGUGAGGAAUUAA
Molecule: messenger RNA, 216 nt
Organism: Macrosiphum euphorbiae (potato aphid)
Lineage: Eukaryota; Metazoa; Arthropoda; Insecta; Hemiptera; Aphididae
Source: the annotation of a GenBank genome assembly